Messenger RNA from Phytophthora infestans T30-4, 759 nucleotides. RefSeq lists its product as uncharacterized. Bases 1 to 759 code for a protein of 252 amino acids. Gene Ontology annotation, molecular function: DNA binding. Gene Ontology annotation, biological process: rRNA processing; negative regulation of transcription by RNA polymerase II. NCBI's taxonomy places the organism in Eukaryota, Oomycota, Peronosporomycetes, Peronosporales, Peronosporaceae. The record is from RefSeq and is a predicted model, not a curated record. Gene Ontology annotation, cellular component: nucleolus. The transcript has a single exon.
AUGGUGUUCUUUGUUUGCGAGGGUUGCAAUGAGACACUGAAAAAGAACAAGGUGGACGCACACGCAGGCCGCUGCCGCAACUGCUGGGCCGUGAGCUGCGUGGACUGUAGUGUCGUAUUCGAGGGCAACGACUACGCCGCGCACACGAGCUGCAUUUCAGAGGCCGAGAAGUACGAGAAGAGUUUGUUCCAAGGCGACAAGAACAAGAGCAAGAACGGCAAGAAACAGACGCCACAGGAGCGAUGGGUGGACGUGGUGCAAACCGCGACUUGCCCUGAGGACUGCAAGGUGCAGGACGUACUCACGCGAAUCGCUGGAUAUGACAACGUACCCCGCAAGAAGAACAAAUUCGUCAAUUUUGUCACCAAUAGUUUGGCGCUGCGUGAUACGACACUUGUGGAAAAGGCCUGGACCAUUUACGAGACGGCCUUCAAAGCGUCGGCUCCGGAGGCGAACGCAGCGGCACCUGAAGAGGAAACAGCGAGUAAGAAGCGGCCAGCUGAGACCGAGGCGGAGGAGACUUCAUCUAAGAAGAGCAGAACGGAGGACAAGCCUGUUAAGUGGAGCAAGUUGAUCAAGUCAGCACUCAAAUGCUCUGGCAAGGAGCUGGAUGUGGAUAUACUGCGUGACCAAGUGCUCAAGCAAAUUCAGGAGAAGCAACUGUCCUCAAAGAGUGAGAAAGAACUUAAGAAAGAGUUCAAAGCUGCCAUCAAGGAGAGCGAUAAGUUUGUAGUGGCUGAGGUCGUCCGUCUGAAGUGA